UGUAGUUGUUUUGCAACUGCUUUGCGGGCGUAACAGACAUCUUUGCUUUUAAGAUUAUUUACUAUCAGAUACUCGUCUCCUCGUCUUGUUCUGUUUGACCAGUGUCAUUGGACAGUGCCUGUAGUCAAGUCGUGGAAAAUGACAACUGUCGACCUUGCGCGAGUUGGGAAGAACUUAGUGAAAAGCGCUGAAAGUGGAGAGACAGUAGAGCUUCAGUCUCUAUGGAAAGACCAGCCGGUGGUCCUGUUCUUCCUGCGCAGGUUUGGCUGCCAAGUGUGUCGAUGGAUGGCUUCAGAGAUCAGCAAGUUGGAGCCGGACCUGAGGGCCAACGGCGUGGCUCUGGUGGGCGUCGGGCCAGAAGAGUUUGGGCUGAAGGAGUUCAAGGAAGGAGGGUUUUUUAAAGGAUCCAUUUAUGUGGAUGAACAGAAGAAAACUUACAAGGAUUUGGGAUUCAAACGGUACACAGCUUUAAGUAUAGUUCCUGCUGCUCUUGGGAAGAAAGUACGAGACAUAGCCUCAAAGGCAAGUGCCGAAGGAAUCCAGGGCAACUUCUCAGGAGAUCUGCUCCAGAGUGGAGGCAUGCUCAUUGUGGCCAAAGGUGGCGAAAAGGUCUUACUGCACUUCAUCCAGGAUUCACCGGGAGACCUCGUUGCAUUGGAGGACAUUUCCAAGGCACUGGGUGUCUCAUCCUCAGCGAAAGCGGGACAGAAGCCAGUGUGCAACGAUGACGUCUGUACGCGAUGAUGACACCACUGCCAGUCGUAUCUGAACAGCACGUAAAGGUUCGGGAAGGAGAAUCUCAUUAAAAUCUUGAAAUUGACAUAAAAUCACUAAUAUUCCAAUAUCACAAUGGCUCGAGAUUACUUUGUGACAUUUUUCUUAACUAUUACAAAAGCUCGCUGUACACAGAGCUAAUGUUGUAUAUACAGUGCCAACGAUGACAAAUGCUUUAAUAAAUAUUGGUCAUUUGACAGUUUACUUACCUUUGAUUGCACUUAACGUGAUUACUGUGAUUGUUGUGUGGCGUUGAAUGUGUUUUGCCGAUCAAUACAAUAAAAACAUAUUUUAAAAAAUCAA
Messenger RNA from Mugil cephalus (flathead mullet), 1077 nucleotides. It is a transcript of the gene prxl2b, whose product is annotated as peroxiredoxin like 2B. The record is from RefSeq and is a predicted model, not a curated record. The transcript is spliced from 7 exons. The coding region runs from base 139 to 744 and encodes 201 amino acids. NCBI's taxonomy places the organism in Eukaryota, Metazoa, Chordata, Actinopteri, Mugiliformes, Mugilidae.